Trichobilharzia szidati is the source of this 507-nucleotide messenger RNA. NCBI's taxonomy places the organism in Eukaryota, Metazoa, Platyhelminthes, Trematoda, Strigeidida, Schistosomatidae. The record is from the annotation of a GenBank genome assembly.
AAAUUUGUUUUUUACUUGUAAGUUUAUUGAAAAGUUUCCAAAUGUUUGAAGGAUUUUUACAUGAUAAAAAUUUUUCAUUAUAUAGUCUGUUCAAUCUUUCUAUUUCAAUUUUUAUAAGGGUGUUUAUUUUACGGACACCGGUAUUAUCACAAUUUUUAUACAACUUCUCUUUUUGUCUUCUAAGUUUUUUCAGCUGCAAAGAAGAGAUUCUGUCAAAUCUCGAAAACAGUGUUUCAUAUGGACAGCAAAUAUCCAAACAAAACUUCAGAUAAUCGGUUAUAUUAGAGACAGUAGCAUCCAACUUAUCGUCAGUAAAUAGUUCCCAGUUGGUAUCAUACAACAUGCUUCUUAGUGCUAGAAUGUUAUCAUGGGAAUAUGAACGUUCAUGUAUCUUCUUUGUUAAAUGACUAAACAAUUUUUUUUGUUGUAACUUGCCGUACACUUUCGGUAAAAUACGAAUAAUGCAGUGGUCAGAGUUUAACAAAGGAGCUCUCCUUCUGGUUUCAU